AUGGCGUACAACGCGCGGGGCGAGGGGCUGAGGGGAGGGCGAUUCGCGGCGCUCGCGCGAGACGCGGCGUCGCGGUGCGUCGUGUACGUCGAUGGAUUCUUCGAGUGGCGGGUCGAGGGACCGCGCGGGAAGACGGUGAGACAACCGUAUUUGGUGCGACGGAGCGACGGCCAGGCGAUGGCGCUCGCGGGCUUGAUUGAACGGCGAGCGGGGAACGACGCGGAGACGGCGGUGGUGACGAUGGAUUCGUCGAAGGGCGAGUUGGCGUGGCUUCACGACAGGCAACCGCUCGUGCUCGUGGACGACGAUGAUUUCGAAGCGUGGAUGCGCGACGAGACGUGGGCGACGCUGGCGGAACAGCGCAAGGGGCGAGAUCCGAAAAUGAAGGGCGUCUUGAAGUGGCAUCCGGUGACGACGCGCAUGAACGUAGCGAGUUAUCAAAACGAAGACGCCGUGAAGCCGGCGAAGCGCGAGUGCGAAAAGAACGCCGGAAACAUCGCGGCUUUAUUCGCCUCCGCCGGGAAAGACACGAAACCGAAGCGUCAGAAGACGGACGAACGCGAGAAACAAACGACCAAUCUUUACAUCGGAUAG
This is a messenger RNA of Ostreococcus lucimarinus CCE9901, 594 nucleotides long. RefSeq lists its product with no specific name. Gene Ontology annotation, biological process: DNA damage response. Gene Ontology annotation, molecular function: single-stranded DNA binding. The record is from RefSeq and is a predicted model, not a curated record. Lineage: Eukaryota; Viridiplantae; Chlorophyta; Mamiellophyceae; Mamiellales; Bathycoccaceae. Bases 1 to 594 code for a protein of 197 amino acids. The transcript has a single exon.